AUGCAAAGAACCUGGGUGCUGCUGCUACUAGCCCUGAGGCUCCAGCUGUCCCGCAGUGUCAUUCCAGUGGCUGAGGAAGAUGCAGCUUUCUGGAACCGAAAGGCAGCCGAGGCCCUGAAUGCCGCCAAGAAGCUGCAGCCCAUUCAGACCUCGGCCAAGAACCUCAUCCUCUUCCUGGGGGACGGCAUGGGGGUGCCCACGGUGACGGCCACCCGCAUCCUCAAGGGGCAGAUGGGGGGCCAUCUGGGACCUGAGACGCCCCUGGCCAUGGACCGCUUCCCUUACAUGGCUCUGUCCAAGACUUACAACGUGGACAGACAGGUCCCAGACAGCGCAGGCACUGCUACAGCCUACCUGUGCGGGGUCAAGGCCAACUACAAGACCAUCGGGCUGAGCGCGGCUGCUCGUGUGGACCAGUGCAACACCACCUUUGGCAACGAGGUCUCGUCUGUGAUGCACCGCGCCAAGCGAGCAGGGAAGUCGGUGGGCGUGGUGACCACCACCCGCGUGCAGCACGCGUCCCCGGCGGGCACCUACGCACACACGGUGAACCGCAACUGGUACUCAGACGCCGACAUGCCGGCCUCGGCGCUGCAGGAGGGCUGCCGGGACAUUGCUAUGCAGCUCGUCUCCAACAUGGACAUCGACGUGAUCCUGGGCGGGGGCCGCAAGUUCAUGUUCCCCAAGGGGACCCCGGACCCCGAAUACCCAGCGGACGCCACGCGGGCAGGAAGCAGGCUGGACGGACGCGACCUGGUGCAGGAGUGGCUGGGGCAGCACCAGGGGGCGCAGUACGUGUGGAACCGCACAGGCCUCCUGCAGGCGGCCCAGGACCCCGCGGCCACUCACCUCCUGGGCCUGUUCGAGCCCACCGAGAUGAAGUACGAGAUGAGCCGAGACCCCGCGCUGGACCCGUCCCUGGAGGAGAUGACCGAGGCGGCGCUGCGGGUGCUGAGCAGGAACCCGCGGGGCUUCUACCUCUUCGUGGAGGGGGGCCGCAUCGACCAAGGCCACCACGAGGGCGUCGCACACAAGGCGCUGACGGAGGCCGUCAUGUUCGACGCCGCCAUCGAGAAGGCGGCGCUGCUCACCGACGAGCAGGACACGCUGACCCUCGUCACCGCCGACCACUCCCACGUCUUCUCCUUCGGGGGCUACACACAGCGGGGCACCUCCAUCUUUGGGCUGGCUCCACAGAAGGCCUUAGACGGCAAGUCCUACACGUCCAUCCUCUACGGUAACGGCCCUGGCUACGUGCAAGGCACCCGGCCCAAUGUCACAGAAAGCGAGAGCGUCGCAGAAACAUACCGGCAGCAGGCGGCCGUGCCCUUGGCCUCAGAGACUCACGGCGGGGAGGACGUGGCGGUGUUCUCCCGUGGCCCGCAGGCGCACCUGAUGCAUGGCGUCCAAGAGCAGAACUACAUCGCGCACGUCAUGGCCUUCGCCGCCUGCCUGGAGCCCUACACCGACUGCGGCCUGCCGCCCCCGGCCGGACAGACCAACACCUCCAACCCCGGCCCCAGCCCGGCCACGGCUCCACCUCUGCUGCUGCUGGCCGGAACGCUGCUGCUGUUAGUGGGAAUGCCAGAGGCCCUCUGA
Messenger RNA from Dipodomys ordii (Ord's kangaroo rat), 1599 nucleotides. RefSeq names its product intestinal-type alkaline phosphatase-like. The record is from RefSeq and is a predicted model, not a curated record. Gene Ontology annotation, molecular function: alkaline phosphatase activity. Bases 1 to 1599 code for a protein of 532 amino acids. Gene Ontology annotation, cellular component: plasma membrane. NCBI's taxonomy places the organism in Eukaryota, Metazoa, Chordata, Mammalia, Rodentia, Heteromyidae. The transcript has 12 exons. Gene Ontology annotation, biological process: dephosphorylation.